Bactrocera neohumeralis is the source of this 9492-nucleotide messenger RNA. It is a transcript of the gene Rbp6, whose product is annotated as RNA-binding protein Musashi homolog Rbp6. The record is from RefSeq and is a predicted model, not a curated record. Gene Ontology annotation, molecular function: RNA binding. The transcript has 8 exons. Lineage: Eukaryota; Metazoa; Arthropoda; Insecta; Diptera; Tephritidae. The coding region runs from base 2041 to 2580 and encodes 179 amino acids. Gene Ontology annotation, cellular component: cytoplasm.
AGUCGUUAUCAGACAAGCGAGUCCAUCAGUCGUUGCGUUCCUUAGCCGUCGUGCAAAAGUAGCCUAGUUGAUUCAAACCACUUUAGCAAACCACACAGUUAUAAGCAAAAAAAUAGCAAACAAAAAAAUAAAUAUAUAUAAAAGUAUCAAUAGCAAGCAAAUUAGAGCAAAGCAUAGCAAAAACGCGUUAAAAAUUUGUACGCCGUAAUUAAGCAAAUUCAGAAAUCAAGCAGCAGGCAAUUACCGUCAUUCAAUACCACGCACACUCCCCCCCAACUCUCUCGUUUGCAAUAAUACACCACUGAAUUAUCAGAUUGUAGCGGAUUGAAUUCAAUUCAAUUAGUCAAAAAAGCUUCAGCUUCGAAACGCGUACAAGUGCAAUCAUAUUAACUCAAUAAACAAAAAAAAAAUUAAUUUAACAACAAAAAUAACGCAUAAAUCUUUGUAGAGCUUUAGUGUAAUCUUCAAGAGCUUCGUAAGUAGUUGUGAAUUAUUUUUUGCUGGCGUAACUGUGAAAUAAAUCAAAACAAGCCGAAAACUCAGCAAGCGCAACAAACCGAUUGAUAACAAACGGCAAAGCACUGUUAUAGCAUUUUUGAGAAAUUUUUUUGGAAGUUUCUGAAAAACCAAAACCAAAGCUUGACAAAUCCAUGUUUGCAACGCUCAGCAACGCUUCAAACAAUCAACCUUAACAGGAUAUUCAAAAAAUAUUUGUAAAAAAGUAGAACAUUUUGACUGAGUUUCGAAGUUUCGACUGCGAGUCAAGCUUCUUUGUGGACCAACAGUAGUAGUCUUCGUUUUGCCAUUAGAAAAAUAUUACGAUUUUUUGAGUGCGUGUGCUUUUGCGCUUUGUUAGUGUUGUUGCUGUAUUGUGUAGCAAGCGCAAAAAUAUAAAAUUUAUUGUGAUUAACCGUUACAAAGGCGAAAAUAUAUUUAAGGCAAACGCAACGAUCAAUUUAGAGCGACCACUUAGCUUUGAGGGAACUUGGAUACGAGUAUAUUGGAUAAGCGCAGCAAUUAAAUUGUGCAAUAUUAUUAACUAAGUGAUAGAGAAACAAGAAAAACCCAAACUUACUAAGCAAUUGAGUUCAAAAUAUUAAUUGUGAGAGAAACAAAAAAUACAGCAACAAAUUAACCGUAAAUAUAAAGUGAUAUGAAAAGCUGAAUAAAUCAGUAUCCUGACGCUAGCAAUCAAUCAAUCAAACCGUGUGCAGAAACAGCAAAUCCCACGUCAACAAAAAUACUUACAAACAAACGAGUAUAUGCGAGUAUAUAUGAAAGGAUAUAAGAAAUAAAGAAGAUAGCGCGGAGCCGUUAAAUAUUGGCAACGACAAGCACAAGCUAACCGACUAACCCAUAAGCUAACCAAUACAAUAUACACAAAAAAGCGCCCGCCGCUAUCAGCACAGUUACAUACACAUGCAUUGUAUUGUUGUUGUAUUGUGUGAGCUGCGCUAAACGAGAGCCCCCCUUCGGUCGCUACCGGCAAUACUUUUCAUGUCAAUCGUGUGCUAAGCGCCUUGAACGCAACGUCUUAAUCGCAUUUAGCCGACGGCAAACGCGCUAGUAGUGUCAAGCAAUAGAGUCAGUCGACUGCGUAGCGUCCCAAGUGACUGGCUUGCUGGCAUAUAACCUGUAGUACAACCAGUGACAUUUGUAAGACGAGGCGCGCUGUGCCAAAUAAUAGCGUUAACCAGCUGCUUAGCGACACUCGCGCGUGUGUGUGUGUGUGCGUGUGCGUGCGUGCGUUGUUGUUGAUUUCUCUCUCCCGACGCGUUAAGUAAAAGCCAACAAAAUUUCACACUUUGGAGUAAAUCUGUUUUACGUUAAGCAGCCAACGGAGAUUUUUCCACCGCCAACGCAGGCGAUUAAAGCGAUCAGUCCACCAGCGGCAAUACAGGCAGCGCCCGCCACCAUUCCAACGAAGAAACUCGUCAUGGUGACGCGAACGAAGAAAAUUUUUGUGGGUGGGCUGUCCGCGCCCACAACACUGGAGGAUGUAAAAGCUACUUCGAGCAAUAUGGACCGAUUGAGGACGCUAUGCUCAUGUUCGAUAAGCAGACCAAUCGGCACCGAGGUUUUGGCUUCGUUACAUUUCAGAGUGAGGAUGUGGUAGAUAAAGUUUGUGAAAUUCAUUUCCAUGAGAUCAACAACAAAAUGGUCGAAUGCAAGAAGGCGCAACCCAAAGAAGUCAUGCUGCCGGCCAACUUGGCCAAGACGCGCGCUGCCGGUCGCUCUGCAUACGAUAACAUCAUGUGGGGACUGGGGACACUACCCGACGGAUUUCCGGCAGCCGCCUAUGCAGCCUAUGCAGCUGGACGUGGUUAUUCGGGAUAUCCAAGCUUCGGUUUGCCUUACCCUGCUGGCUUAACAAUAUGUGGAAUCGGUAGAAGUUUUGGUACAUGUAGUACUGCGGCCCAAACUGGUGGUCGUAGGCCCGGCAAUGGUGGCGGCAACACCGUCAAUACGCAACCUGCCGCAGGCUAUCAACAUCAGGCGGCCUUAACUCUGCCUUUGGCAACGGCGCUAACUCGUACAGCUGCAAUUAAAUCACAAUUUUUAGGAAAUAUUAACUUUUAAUCAGACGUCUAGCCCGAAACGCUGAUACUUAGACAAAUGCUGGAAUAUGCCUAGCAUACCUUACCGCUACCAGCCGCCAGCCAGCAAUCCGAAAAUACCAGCUCAAGACCAAUCCAAUCCGCGCAAUCAAAACGAAAAAACGAAAAUAGAAGUCUGAGCCUACCAAUCAAGCGAGGCACAAACUCAAGUGGUCUAUCCAAUCGAUGCUAAUCGAGCUCUCGACCGUUAGCUUAGAGCCGUCUUAAAAACACAUACAUCCUUAGAGAGUACUCGUAUACUCUCGAAGUAGUAACAAAUUUAAGCCCACAUCUUACGUAACUAUUCGUAGUCCGUAUCUAGUAGUAUAUAUACUCGUAUGUUUCGAACCCAUAAACCAAGUUGAUAAUAGUCGUAGGAAUAUACUCGUUGGUAGCCGUUGUUCGUUCGUUCGUUCGCUUGUUUGUUGGCUUUUGUGAUUGAUUGUUGGUUCGUUAUUUCACUCGAAAAGUCGUCUUAGGCUAGCAAUAAAGUUUAAAAAUGCAGUUACCGAAGUAGAACUUUGAUCUUCUAGAAGUUGCGGUUGUAAACAGUCAUUUAUAUAAUCACUAAAGUCGACAGCUUUAUAGCUAUAGUCAUUUAAGAAUGUUUUACUUGAAUAACACCAAAUGAAUUGAUCUCAUAGUAAAACUGUUCACACAUAAAUACGUACAUAACCUACAAUAUACAAUAUACACAGUAUUUAACAUAAAAAAAUUCUGAAAUUCAUUUGACUAUCGAUAUUCGAAUACAUAUUAGUUCCUUUAUCAUAUAACUACACUUUCUUUGUUGCAAUAUUUAUUAAAGGUAAACAUAUAAUGCUUUGAAACUUUGAUUGAAGUAAAAAUUUUGUAUCGAAUUAAUUUAUAUAGCUAAGUUUUCUUGCAAAUUUUAGUGAGAACAUGAUAGCAAAGUUACAUUUUGUUUUAUUAAAUGAACUCUUCUUUUCUUAGUACUUUUCGAUAUAUGUUUUUUCGCUAGAUUCCAUUGGAUUACAGCAUGCUACAAAUUUCUUUCAAAAACUAGAAAAACAACCUUACUUAUUAAAAAUUCCUUUAAAAAUUUAUUUUUUGCAAACUUACAGUUUGAUUUUUAUUAUACUUGCCCUGAAGUGGGUAAAUUACAAUGUUUGCCAGGAAAUUCGUAAUAUCUCGAAGGAAAUGUUGGAGACCCUUUAAAGUAUGCAUAUAAAUGAUCAGCCGCACGAGCUGAGUUGACUUAAUCAAGUCCGUCUGUAUAUACGCAAACUAGUCCCUCAAUUCUUGAGAUUUCGAUCUGAAAUUUUGUACAUGUAAUUUUCUCCACAGUAAGCUACAAUUUUGACGUAACCGUUGAUAUCGGACCCCUAUUGCACAUAGCUGCUAACUGACCAGUCGAAUUCAAGUUCUUGUAAGCUUCUGAAAACUUUUUUAUUUGACAAGUCAACUUCCCGAAAAUUGGCAUGGAUUAUCUAUUAUCUAGGUAUCGAUAAAAUAUCCGAAGAAGUGGUUCAUAUUGGACCACUAUGUCAUAUAGCUGUCACACAAACUGAACGAUCAUACUCAAGGCCUUAAAUGGAAAACUUUUUUAUUUGAUAAGCUAUCUAUACGAAAUUUGACACGAAGUAUUGCCAAAGGUAACGGUACAAUAUGCGAAGAAAUUGUUGAGAUUGGACCACUAUUGCAUAUAGCGGUCAUACAAACUGACCGAUCGAAAUCAAGUCCUCAUAUGGAAAACUUUUUUAAUUUGACAAGCUACCUUCACCUAAAUCGAUAUGGAUUAUUAUCCAAGGUAUCGCUCAUAUAUCCAAAGGAACUGUUCAGAUUGGAAGACUAUAUCAUAUAGCUGUCACACAAACUGAAGAAUCAAACUGAACUCCUUAUAUGGAAAACUUUUUUAUUUGAAGAGAAAUUUUACACGAAGUAUUUUCCAAGACAACGGUACGAUAUGUAAAGAAAAUUUUAAGAUCGGAACACUAAAUCGCAUAGCUGCCAUACAAACUGACCGGUCAAACUCAAGUUCCUGUAUGUAAAAAUUUUUUAUUUGUCAAGCUAUCUUCAUGAAAUGCGGUAUAGAUUAUUAUCCAAAGCAUUGCUUUAAUCUCCAAAGUAAUUAUUCAGAUCGGACAAAUAAAGCAUAUAGCUGCCAUAUAAUUGAUCGAUCAAAAUUAAGAUAAAGACAGUUUUUAUAUAUUUUAUGUUAUAAAAAACGCACCUGUGAAGGGUAUUAUGGCUUCCAGGUUCGGAUGCAAUGUUCUUAGUUGUUUUUAUUUAAUUUAAGGAACCACAGGUAGUGUGCAUAUAUACUUAAAAGUUUAAAUUGAUCAUAUGUAUAUCAAAUUUAGAAAAGUAUAUAUGCGGAGUAUUCUACAAGAAAACAGAAAAAAAUCAAAAAGCUAGUGCGGCGGUCUCAAAAAAUUGGCAUAUGACCAUACCAGUGAUUUCAACGCUCCUAGCAAUUGGAAAUCAAAAAAAACAUAUUGAUUUCGCAUAAUGUUACAAUGUGUGGUUUCAUGGAACAGUUGGAAAAAAAAUCGCGAAAAGGCGACUCCCUGAACAAAUACAAAACAUUUUUUGUACAACUUAUUUUAGUAUUUCGAAUUUAUUAAAAUAGUAAAAAUUUAAAUUUGGCGUUAUGAAUAGUUUCAGAUAUAGAGAAGUCUAUAAGCAAUACUCUCUAAAAAUUUCAGUAAAACCUGUUCAUUUUAUAGUUUCAGACAUAGACAAGUCUAUUAAAAAAUAAAAAAUUUCUAAAAAUUUCAAUUAAACCGGUUCAGUACAACCUGAACAAUCCUGGGGAUCGUUUUGAAAAAUAUUGUUUCGAGAAAAAAUCGUUUAACGGUUUAUUUUCGGCAGCACCAGUUCGGAUGUCGGGCAUGUGGCUAUAUCUCCGAAAAAAAAAUAAUUAUUUGAAUUUUGAAAAUCCUCAGUUAGACGUACUAUAUACUUCAAUAGUUAAAAAUUGAUAAUAUAAAAAAAUCUUUUUUUUUCUUCAAACUGAUUUUUUUUUUAUGGGCAUUAACAUUCUUGUUCAAAGAUUAUUUUCAGUGAAAAUUCUACCAAUUUGCAACUGAAUUAGCCAAAAUUUUAGUUUGUAGACAUCAAAGAUGGCCAAUCUACACUUGAGCGUACUACAAUUGUAUGCUAAUAAAGCAUUGUAGCUAUGAAAAAAAGCAUAAAUUUAACAAAAUUCCUUAACAAAAAUCUAGCAUUCUACAUGCAGUCUAUAAAUUAUUCCGCAAAGUGUUGCCAACUCUAAAGCACUUUAGUCUAUUAUAUAAGAAAAUAUUGUACAUGCACUUAAUUAAAUGCCAAAUUUAAAUUUUGCGACCGUCGAAAACUGCUCAGUUUGCAACAAAUGCUAGAAAAUUGCCAUACACACACACACUUGCAUAGAAUAUACCCUAAAAUACAGUCAAAAUAAAAAUGUGCAUACACACUUCAAUAGAGUACAGCGUCUUUAGCAUCUCACAAAGCGUGCUCAGCGUAAAAAACUUUAAACACAAAUUAAUACAGCCUGGACAUGCGUGCAAUAUUAAGCCAUAUGUAUAUAUUUAUACUCGUAUAUAUAUACGAUAUAGACACAAUGUAGCUUAUAACCUUAAUUCACACACUAGUCCCGCAAUAACGCCGUUAAAUACAUUAACAACUGUUUAGCAUACACACAUAUAAAAAUAUUAAUAUAAAUACAUACAUAUAUAGUAUAUUAUAUAUACCAUCUGUAGUUGAAGUAGUAGUGUGCGAUUAUAUAGCAUUUAAUGAGCAAUUCAUUUAUAUAUCAAUAAACAAUAGUUACAUACAAACGUAUUAUACUAACAGACCCUUCCUUAUAAGCAUAUAAUAUAUAGACAUAGCUAUAGUACCCUUACAUGCAUAUAAUAUAUAGUUAUAGCUCUAACCCGUAGCCUUUCGAUUUUUCUUUUUUAUAUAUAUACAUACAUAUAUUUAUUUAUAUAGCAGUAGUUGUCCCAUACUUACGACCAAAGUCUUCCAAAAAGUAAUUUUUUGUUUCAUUUUGUAUAAGAAUAAAAUGCCGACAAUUAUUUAGCGUAAUUUCUGCUUCAUUUGUGAAACCGUUAAUUAAUAUGUAGCUAUUCGUCUGCACAUUAAUUUAUGCCGUAUGGUAUUUUCUUUAUCCCGUGUCAUUAUGCUUUCAUUAUUUUCAAAACAUACAUACAUAUGUAUGUACAACUCAUAUUUAGGUGUAUAACACUUUUUGAUAUUAGCUAGCCAUUACUCAGUUCUUGCUUUAAUUUCAUAAUGUUUAUGACAAAAUAAAAGCAUAUAGUUUACUUAUACAUUAGGGUGGGUCAAAAAAAAUUACAUUUUUGUGUGCUUGGUAUACUGAAAAAUAUGUGCUUAGGCAAUUCUUCGAAAAUUUAUCCAAAAAUGAGUUCUUAAUUGUAAUGGUUUCCAUUUCUAUUCUAUGUUUCUAUAUUUCUAUUUUUUCUAUGUUUCUAUAUUUUUUUAGGUUUCUAUAUUUCUAGGUUUCUAUUUUUUCUAUGUUUCUGUAUUUCUAUUUUUUCUAUGUUUCUAUUUUUUUCUAUGUUUCUAACUCUUUCUUAUCAAUAGUUAGAAAAAUUCAUAUUUCUCUUACAACUAAUUUUCUAUUUCUAUUUUUUCUAUGUUUCUAUUUUUUCUAUGUUUUGAACUUUUCCUUAGCUUUAGUUAGAAAAACUCAUAUUUCUCUUUCAACUAAUUUUCUAGUUUUAUUUUUUCUAUGUUUCAAUUUUUUUCUAUGUUUAUAUGUUUCCACCAUUUUCUUAUCAUUAGUUAGAAAAAUUCAUAUUUCUCUUUCAACUAAUUGAAAAAAUAUCUCAUUUCAUAGGUUUUGUAAGUAAUUGAAUGCUCUACAAAAUCGUCUCUUACGGUUUUUUCGUCAACAUAACAGUUAGAAGAUAUUGGAGGUUGAAGUUUGACUUCACUUUAAAUCCCAAUUUCAAAGAAAAUUUACUACUCUCCACAAAACUCUAAACUUUUCUAGCUGAAAAUAAGUAAAAAAGCACACAGCUUUAAAGCGAAGGACCCUCACGUUACAAUUAAGAGAUCACACUUGAGAAGAAAAAAAGAAAAAGUUGAAAUCUUUAAUACGAAGGACCUUCCCGUUGCAAUUAAGAGCUCUUUCUUGUAGACAUUUUCGUAGCAGUGCCUAAGAACCUAUUUUUCAGAGUACAAAAAAAAAUUGUUUUUUUUUUGGCCCACCCUAAUAUACACUCUAAAAUAUUACACGAGUAGUUAAAACAAAUAUUUAAUGGAAAGAAAAUUCCCAAAAAAAAGCUGUAAAAAAACUACAAGUGUUAAGAAAAUCUAUAUUUAAGGGCGAAAGGGCGCAACAUUUUUACAUGGAUGAAUUAUAUUCUUACUGCGAAUUUGUUAGUUAAAGAAAAUUUUUUAAGCAAAUAACAAAAACGAAAAAUAAGCAAAUAAAUUAUCCAUCCAUUUUUUCUGCGAAACUUGAAGAGCAACACAAAAUGAAAAUUUUAAAAGCUAUGCAACAUGAAGAAAAAUAUAAAAAUUAAAUGCUAAAAAUAAUAUACACUUACAUAUAUUUAAGAAGCUUUACAUGAAGAAUUAACAAAAUUUUAGCUAUAAAGAAAUUUAAGUGCAGAUUGAAUACCAGACACUGGCGUACCGUAAAGAAGUUGGCUUUAACUAUCAACAGUGAGCCGAUGCGACAGGCACUCGGCAGGGAUGAUUUUGAAAAGUGAAAGACAUGAGUAUAAAAAGAGCAAGGGAUGAGUGUGUUUUUCCCAAGCUUAGACAAAUAAUUAAUUAAAAUUAUAUUAAUUAAAAAUUUAUUUGCGUUAAAAACCAAGAAUGAUAGAAACAAGAUUGCGCCAUCGUGACGUCACAGGCUAUAGAAUGAGGUUAUAAAAUGAGUGCAGACAGCAUAGAAACAAAAAAAAUCUGUAAAUUCUGACGUCACCUCCAAAAAUUUGUCUUUUUAGUGCUUGUCAGUGACAACUGUCAAAGUCUAAACCAAAGAAGUGACGUCAUUACUUGGCGCAAUUUUGCCUUCUAUCAUGCUUGUCAAAAAUUGUAUUGUUGAGCUUGUAUGCAUAUCUCUCGCUCUCAUACUAGCAUCACACUUUGAUAACAAAAGCAACACGCUCAGCUGCUGAGCGACACUUGCAAGCAACCAAUCCAAUCAGUCUUUGCUGAGUGCACUGCCCGCUGCAGUUUCGUUUAAGAUUAGCUAACUCACUCGUACGUACAUGUAUGCUCGUCAAGGUUUGGCUGCUAAACGGUUGCUAGAAAAUGUUACUUAGAUAUCGCUACACUCUUAUAAAUUAAGGUGAUCAAAAACACAAAAAAAAAAAAAUCAAAACUGGUUUACAUGAAAUUCAUUUAUUGACCGCUUCAAGCAUAAACACAUAUGAAAAAAAGCUUAAGGAAUCACAAAAGAAAACUAACAACAAAUAAGUUAGCUAAGACGUAAGCAGAUAAAACCCAAAAAAGUAAUUGAAUGAAAUUUGUUGAACAACAACGGCUUUGCAUAGUUAUAAAUCGCUUAAUUGUACAUUCAAUUGCUUUAUGCAACAGUAAAUUGCCCAUUCUUAACCGUACAAAAACUUAUUGAUAAACCGUAUGUGGUCGAGCGGGAAGAAAUUUGCAAAUGUUUACGUAUACUCGUAUAAAUAUAAAUCGAUUGUAUGAAAUCUAUAAGAAACUCACACAAAACUGCUUGAAAUUAUACAUACAUACAUAUAUAUAUUAUAUGCAGACAUAAUUACAUGCACACAUACAUAUAAAUAUAUAUAUUUAUUCUGUGAUUUUAUGAUAUGAUGGAUUAACAAAUGCAAACGAACGAGAUCCAUAAAAUGAAACUCAAUAUUAUUUGCUUGCUCUAAGUCAUAAAUCCGCUAAUGAGAAAUAAUCAAUAAAUGCUUGCAAACAUAUACCCAUAUACAAAAAGUAA